AUGAAGGAAGAGGAGAGGGUUGAUCAAGUGAUACAGACCUUUGUUGGAAGGACAGAAGAGCUCAAGAUGCUCCACCAGAUCCUAGAGAAGCCGAGUGGGCGCCGCACCGCUGUCGUACACGGCCUGGGCGGUAUGGGAAAGACCCAGCUGGCUGUUACAUGUUUGAAGACCUACCAGUCCGGAAACUCUGCAAUGGCUUGGUUGAACGCGAGAGAUGAGGAAACUUUGGGACGAAGCUUCGCACGCAUGGCUAAAUGGAUCAUGCGCCAGCACCCUCGGGCCACCUACGUCCGAUCGGCCGUUGAUGGACGAGACCUGAAUGACAUCACAGAAGCAGUGAAGCGAUGGGUCGAUGAGCCGAAAAAUGACGGCUGGCUCCUUGUCUACGACAACUAUGACGACCCCAAGUUGAACAGAACGCACUAG
Molecule: messenger RNA, 426 nt
Organism: Diaporthe amygdali
Lineage: Eukaryota; Fungi; Ascomycota; Sordariomycetes; Diaporthales; Diaporthaceae
Exons: 2
Coding region: 1-426 (141 amino acids)
Source: RefSeq, a predicted model, not a curated record